AUGAUUGACCAACUGAUUGUGUCUCGGCCUUGGUUGUGUCAGUCACAAGCAGUUACUAAAAACAGUCAGUCACAAGCAGUCACUAAAAACAAUCAGCCACAAGCAGUUACUAAAAACAGUCAGUCACAAGCAGUCACUAAAAACAGUCAGUCACAAGCAGUCACUAAAAACAGUCAGUCACAAGCAGUCACUAAAAACAGUCAGUCACAAGCAGUCACUAAAAACAGUCAGCCACAAGCAGUCACUAAAAACAAUCAGUCACAAGCAGUUACUAAAAACAGUCAGUCACAAGCAGUCACUAAAAACUGUCAGCCACAAGCAGUCACUAAAAACAGUCAGCCACAAGCAGUCACUAAAAACAGUCAGUCACAAGUAGUCACUAAAAACAGUCAGUCACAAGCAGUCACUAAAAACAGUCAGCCACAAGCAGUUACUAAAAACAGUCAGUCACAAGCAGUCACUAAAAACUGUCAGCCACAAGCAGUCACUAAAAACAAUCAGUCACAAGCAGUCACUAAAACCAAUGGUGACCCAGAAGAUGGUAGACCCAGUGAUGGUGACCCAGUAGAUGCAGACUCAGCAGAUGGUGACCCAGUAGAUGGUGACCCCGCAAAUGGUGACCCAGUGGAUGAGACCAGCAGACGAUGA
Molecule: messenger RNA, 648 nt
Organism: Homarus americanus (American lobster)
Lineage: Eukaryota; Metazoa; Arthropoda; Malacostraca; Decapoda; Nephropidae
Exons: 3
Coding region: 1-648 (215 amino acids)
Source: RefSeq, a predicted model, not a curated record